UGACGUGAACAUUUGGCGCCAGUUUUUCCACCAGCGGAAAGCUAUUCAGAGCUGACAACAAACAGACACGUCCCUGUUCACGUCGCUGUAGUUUUAUAGUUUUUAAUUCUAUCGUCUUGUCUCCUGUUCAAGGGUUUUAACAUGUUCGUCACGGACAUUAGAAAGGAGUUUUAUGAAGUCGUUUCUAACCAGAGAGUUGCUCUCCUGGUUGCAUCAGACAUUGAUGCACUGUGUGCCUGUAAGAUACUGCAGGCGCUGUUUCACUGUGACCAGGUCCAGUACACACUUGUGCCCGUGACUGGCUGGCAAGACCUGGGCACUGCCUUUUUUGAACACAAGGAGCAGUUCAAAUACUUUGUGCUCAUCAACUGUGGGGCUAAUGUUGACCUGCUGGAGAUGCUGCAGCCAGGUGACGACUCAGUCUUCUUCAUCUGUGACACUCACCGUCCUGUAGAUGUCAUCAAUGUCUACAAUGACACACAGAUAAAGCUGCUCAUCAAACAGGACGAUGACCUGAGCGUGCCAGCAUAUGACGAUAUUUUCCAGGAUGAUGACGAGGACGAAGAAGGAGGCGACUCUGGAAAUGAGAGUGAUGGAGGCUCAGAGCCGUCUGGCAAACGGAGAAGAUUUGACGAAGGGGCGUUAGAGAGGAGAAUUGACAGACAGAGAGCCAGGAGGGAGUGGGAAGCACAAAGGAGGGACAUCCUGUUUGAGUACGAGCAGUAUGAGUACCAUGGGACGUCGGCUGCAGUGAUGUUUUUUGAACUUGCGUGGGUGUUAACCAAAGACACCAAGGACAUGCUUUGGUGGGCCAUCAUUGGACUGACAGACCAGUGGGUUCAUGAUAAAAUCACACACAUGAAGUACGUCACCGACAUCGCCACAAUGCAGCGACACGUUUCCCGGCACAACCACAGAAACGAGGACGAGGAGAACAUGCUGUCCAUCGACUGCAUGAAGAUUUCCUUUGAAUAUGACCUGCGUUUAACCCUCUACCAACACUGGACUCUUUACGACAGCAUCUGUAAUUCCUGCUACACGUCCUGCUAUUUCAAGCUUUGGACGUUAAACGGACAGAAAAAACUCCAGGAGUUUCUGGCUGACAUGGGACUUCCUCUGAAACAAGUGAAGCAGAAAUUUACUUCCAUGGACAUGACGAUCAAAGAGAACCUAAGGGACGUGAUUGAGGAAUCUUCAAAUAAAUAUGGGAUGAAGGAUGUACGGAUUCAGACCUUUGGUGUUCAUUUUGGUUUUAAGAACCGUUUUCUGGCCAGUGACAUGGUUCACGCAUGCGCUGCACUGUUGGAGAGCACGGAGAAAAGUGACGGCGACAACUUCAUCAACGCUCUUGACUCGCUUUCCAGGAGUAACCUAGAUCAUUUAUACUCUGGCAUUGACCUGGCCAAAAAGAAGCUGCUGGCCAUCCAGCAGACUGUAGCCAGCUGCAUCUGCACCAACCUCAUCCUGUCUCAGGGACCCUUCCUCUACUGCUACCUGAUGGAGGGAACUCCUGACGUGAAGAUCUUCUCUAAACCUGUGGCUUUGACUCUUCUCUCCAAAUACCUUCUCAAAGCUUUUGUCCAAUCAACCAGGAAUAAACGCUGUAAACUGCUUCCACUCAUCAUGGCUGCUCCUAAGGAUCUGGAGAAGGGAACAGUGAUUGUCGUAGGGAUUCCACCAGAGUCAGAGACGUCAGACAAAAAGAACUUCUUUGGUCGGGCGUUUGAGAAAGCAGCAGAGAGCACCAGCUCCAGAACUCUUCAUGACCAUUUUGACACAUCCAUAAUUGAACUGAAGUCAGAGGACAGGAGUAAGUUUCUGGACGCUCUCAUCACCCUCCUGUCAUGAGACACACAUGUGAGCAUGAAAUGUGAAGAUGUGGAAUCUGAGCUGGAGGUGUUUUUUCUCACUGUGCUCAAACUGAGGUGCAGUGCCAACAGCACAUCAACUUGAAAUCAUGUUUUUGUACGACAUCCGUGAUUUUAAUAUCCGUGUGUGUGCGUUUGUGUGAAUUGUACAGUGUUUUAACUGUGUGAACGUCUUAUUUCUGCUUUUAUGUUCUUUUUUAUUUGUGUCAUUUAUUCACUCACAGUACACUUUUAAUAUGUUCAAUGAACCAUAAUAAAUUACAUCAUGAUUGUUUGUUUUUAGACAUGAA
Molecule: messenger RNA, 2158 nt
Organism: Cynoglossus semilaevis (tongue sole)
Lineage: Eukaryota; Metazoa; Chordata; Actinopteri; Pleuronectiformes; Cynoglossidae
Gene: cdc45
Product: CDC45 cell division cycle 45 homolog (S. cerevisiae)
Exons: 18
Coding region: 142-1848 (568 amino acids)
Biological process (GO): mitotic DNA replication preinitiation complex assembly; DNA replication initiation; double-strand break repair via break-induced replication
Cellular component (GO): DNA replication preinitiation complex
Molecular function (GO): chromatin binding; single-stranded DNA binding; DNA replication origin binding
Source: RefSeq, a predicted model, not a curated record